AUGGACCAAACAAUUCGCGUCGCUGUGGCCGUCUACGUCUUCAACAAACACGGCCAGACCAUUCUCGGCCGACGCAAGGGGAGUCUCGGCGCCGGAACAUGGGGUCAUCCCGGCGGCCACCUCGAAUUCAACGAGAGCUUUGAAGACUGUGCAGCUCGAGAGGUUCUAGAGGAGACGGGCCUCGAAGUAACUGACAUACGCUUUCUCACUGCGAUUAACAAUGCCAAUAUGGAGGGAGGAAAGCAUUAUGUUACGAUUUUUGUGGGCUGUAGGCUUGUGGAUGAGGAUGCGGAGCCGGUGGUCAUGGAGCCUGAGAAAUGUGUCUGCUGGGAGUGGGUCACUUGGGAUGAAAUGAAAGUGACUAUUGAGAGGCAGCGGGAAGCAGAGCAUCUGGGGAAGAUGGAGGAGUAUGAGGGGAGGGUGUUGUUUAAACCAAUUUUGAAUCUUUUGCAGCAGAGGGCGGGAUUCGAUCCGUUGGAGAUUUAUCAGUCUGUUGGGCGGUGUUAA
Messenger RNA from Aspergillus piperis CBS 112811, 507 nucleotides. RefSeq names its product nucleotide triphosphate diphosphatase NUDT15. Bases 1 to 507 code for a protein of 168 amino acids. Gene Ontology annotation, biological process: dGTP catabolic process. Gene Ontology annotation, cellular component: cytosol. The record is from RefSeq and is a predicted model, not a curated record. Gene Ontology annotation, molecular function: 8-oxo-7,8-dihydrodeoxyguanosine triphosphate pyrophosphatase activity. Lineage: Eukaryota; Fungi; Ascomycota; Eurotiomycetes; Eurotiales; Aspergillaceae. The transcript is spliced from 3 exons.